Molecule: messenger RNA, 1804 nt
Organism: Poecilia latipinna (sailfin molly)
Lineage: Eukaryota; Metazoa; Chordata; Actinopteri; Cyprinodontiformes; Poeciliidae
Gene: ass1
Product: argininosuccinate synthase 1
Exons: 15
Coding region: 132-1370 (412 amino acids)
Biological process (GO): urea cycle; L-arginine biosynthetic process
Cellular component (GO): cytoplasm
Molecular function (GO): argininosuccinate synthase activity; ATP binding
Source: RefSeq, a predicted model, not a curated record
AGUAUCAGUCGUUGAACCAAACGCGCUACUGCUCCUCGCCUUUCAGUGUCCGGACCACGUCGUCUCGUACCAUUCAGUCAUUCAUUCAUUCAUCAUUGACUUCUUCCCUUUUGACCCAGAGAUCCCUCAUCAUGUCUAAAGGCACUGUGGUUCUGGCCUACAGCGGUGGACUGGACACGUCCUGUAUUCUGGUGUGGCUCAAGGAGCAGGGCUAUGACGUCAUCACAUAUUUGGCUAAUAUUGGACAAGAUGAAGAUUUUGAAGCUGCGCGGAAGAAAGCAGAAAGCCUCGGCGCAAAGAAGGUUUUCAUUGAGGACCUGCGCAGCGACUUUGUGGAAGACUUCAUCUGGCCGUCGGUUCAGGCCAACGCCGUGUACGAGGACCGGUACCUUCUGGGCACGGCCAUAGCGAGGCCCUGCAUCGCCCGUCGUCAGGUCGAGAUCGCACGCAAGGAGGGGGCUCAGUUUGUGUCCCACGGGGCCACCGGCAAGGGAAAUGACCAGAUACGCUUUGAGCUCACGUGCUACGCUCUGUACCCAGAGGUCAAGAUCAUUGCACCGUGGAGGAUCCCUGAAUUUUACACUCGCUUCAGGGGGAGAACAGACCUGAUGGAGUACGCACAGAAACAUGGCAUCCCAGUGCCGGUCACUCCUCGGGCCCCCUGGAGCAUGGACGCCAAUCUCAUGCAUAUCAGCUAUGAAUCAGGCAUUUUGGAGAAUCCCAAGAGCCAUGCUCCAGCCGACCUCUACCUGAUGACCAAAAACCCAGAGGAUUCUCCAAAUGUCCCCGAUGUUCUGGAGAUAGAGUUUAAAAACGGAGUUCCUGUCAGGGUGAUGCAUGUGAAGGAAGGGAAAUCCAAAGAAACGCCGCUGGAUAUUUUCUCAUACCUCAAUGAGAUAGGAGGAAAACACGGAGUGGGCCGCAUUGAUAUCGUAGAGAAUCGUUUCAUCGGCAUGAAGUCACGAGGGAUAUACGAAACUCCUGGAGGCACGCUCUUGCUUAAAGCCCAUCUGGACAUCGAGACGUUUACCAUGGACAAAGAGGUCCGACGGAUCAAACAGGGACUCGGCAUCAAGUUCUCAGAACUUGUCUACAAUGGCUUCUGGUACAGUCCAGAAUGUGACUUUGUGCGACACUGCAUAGCCAAGUCUCAGGAAAACGUUGAGGGCAAGGUCCAGCUGUCUGUCUUCAAGGGUCAGGUUUACGUCCUGGGACGAGAGUCGCCCAAGUCGCUGUACAACGAGGAGUUGGUCAGCAUGGAUGUGCAAGGAGACUACGACCCUUGUGACGCCUCUGGAUUCAUAAGGAUUAAUGCUGUCAGGCUAAGAGAGCAUCAUCGUUUGCAGGGAUCCUCUGGCAACAAACAGUAACUGUUGCCGUCCCGUGAACCAUCUUCCUUCCUUCUUCCAUGUUGCCACUGUGUCUUAAACUCUUAAUAGGUUUAGACUUUGUUCCUCCGUUGUCGGCCUCUUGCCUUAUUAUCUUGUGUAGUGGUAUCAGCCAGUAAGCACAAUAGCCUCUUAUCGUCGAAGCUUUUUCUCAGGUGGUCAAGUGUUUAGAAAAACCUGUCUGAAUUAGAUCAAAAAUAUAUUCUAAUGCGUGCUAAACAUGACGUUUGAUAAAAUUCUUAGUAUUUUAGCUACCGAGUUUGUUUCCUUCUUCUUAAUACUUGCGUUUCUGGUCAGAGGUUUAGCUUUGUAACUAAAACCAUUAGCAUAACUAUCAAAACAGUUUUGAUUGGUAAUUUGAGCUGUUCUGUGAAGUAAUAAUAAAAUACAUGGCUUUAAUCGUUUGAGCAGCAAGA